CUCACCCACACCCCUCGACCUAGCCUCCACACACGAGACCACCUCUUCCACGCACUACUAAAGCAGCAGCAACAUGCCGGUCAAUGUAGCCAUCAACGGUUUCGGUCGCAUCGGGAGGCUGGUGAUGCGAGCCGCCAAGAACAACAAGAACAUCAACAUCGUUGCGGUGAACGACCCCUUCGUGCCCACGGAAUACAUGAACUACAUGUUCAAGUACGACACUGUGCACGGCAUCUACGACGGGACUGUGGAGAACGACGACAGCAACCUCAUCGUAGACGGCAAGAAGAUCAAGGUGUUCGGCGAGAUGGACGCGUCCAAGAUCAAGUUCGGUGACGUGGGUGCGGACGUGGUCGUGGAGAGCACCGGCAUCUUCACCUCCAAGGAGGGUGCCGGCGUUCACCUUAAGGGCGGCGCCAAGAAGGUGGUGAUCAGCGCCCCCUCCGGAGACGCGCCCAUGUUCGUGAUGGGCGUCAACCACGACAAGUACACCCCGGACAUGGACGUCGUGUCCAACGCCUCCUGCACCACCAACUGCCUUGCCCCCAUGGCCAAGGUGAUCAACGACACGUUCGGUCUUAAGGAGGGUCUCAUGACCACCGUGCACGCCGUCACGGCCACCCAGAAGACCGUAGACGGACCGUCCAAGAAGGACUGGAGGGGCGGAAGGGGAGCCGGGUUCAACAUCAUCCCUUCGGGAACAGGUGCCGCCAAGGCUGUGGGUGUCGUCAUCCCGGAGCUCAACGGCAAGCUGACCGGCAUGUUUUUCCGCGUGCCAACGGCGGAUGUGUCCGUUGUGGACUUGACGUGCCGCCUGACGAAGGGCGCCAGCUACGAUUUUUUUCUGGCCGCCAUGAAGGAUGGUUACACGGAGGAUGCGGUAGUGUCCUCUGACUUCAUCGGUGACUCUCGAUCGUCCAUCUUCGACGCCACGGCCGGCAUCGCCCUCACUGACGACUUCGUCAAGCUCGUGUCGUGGUACGACAACGAAUGGGGUUACUCCAACCGUGUGUUGGACCUCAUCACUCACAUGGACAAGUCCUCCUAAGCGCUCGCCCCUCAGAAACGCGUGGGGAAUGUUAAGGGGAUCGUUGUCGGAGAUCGACCUUUGUCGGAGAUCAGCCGUUGUCGUCUGAGAUAGCACCGGUUAUCGGCCAAGCGCAUGCGGGAGUCCUAAUAUAAUAUAUUUAGAUGGCAUUUUAUUGCCGGAGGGACAUUUUGCAUGCUUCACCAGUGGGUUUUCGAUGGCACUCCUGUCGAUAUAUAAAGUUUUGAUGGAUCGGUAUCUAGCGCCGUUGACGUCCUUAAAAAGCUGUUGUUCAAUACGUGGUAUACACAUGUGGUUUCUUUGUUUAUCCGCGUUGAACCGGCCCCACAUUUUGGGCCAUUUUUGUCAUCGCCUGGGUUUCCGCUUGAAUCGCAGGCGUUUUUCGCAGCUUUUAGAAGGAAAGGACGUUGGUUGUCUUAGUGGCGCGGCCACUGUUGCCGUUCUUACAAAAUGUGUUUUUUUCUCAGCCUUUCUGGGUAUGCCGGGGAAUGGCUCGGUCAACACGCCAAAACCAACAUGACGUGUGCUCGGGGCGUACCCCAGUUUCGGGCGGAUGCCCGUCCCUAAUCGCCGGAUUUUGAAACCUCUACACCCCUGAUGGGGAUAGGCUUUGUGUGUCCUUUACCCUCUGCGAGGAGACAGUACUGCCUUAGCCACCGUCAAACACGCGUACGAUG
Ectocarpus siliculosus is the source of this 1725-nucleotide messenger RNA. Lineage: Eukaryota; Phaeophyceae; Ectocarpales; Ectocarpaceae. The record is from the annotation of a GenBank genome assembly.